Messenger RNA from Penicillium alfredii, 378 nucleotides. RefSeq lists its product as uncharacterized. Lineage: Eukaryota; Fungi; Ascomycota; Eurotiomycetes; Eurotiales; Aspergillaceae. Bases 1 to 378 code for a protein of 125 amino acids. The transcript has 3 exons. The record is from RefSeq and is a predicted model, not a curated record.
AUGUCUCUGAAAUCAAGAGCCGAAAAACCGACCAGCGUCCUCGCCGUCGACCAGCUUUGGAUGUGGGUAAUCGAUGAGGACGUCAAAGAUGGCUUUCAGUGGCCUUCCUCUGUCUGGUCCAUGAUGGAGUUUCUCCUUGGCAUUGUCAAUGGACCGCUUUUGCGAAAGGUGCCUGUUAUGGGAAACAAACAAUUCCGCGAGUCGGUCAGGCAGGUGGACGAAAUCCAGACUGAAAUUUGUCGUAACUUUAUGCAGUCUGUAACGACUCGCCAGCGUUUAUCCCGGCAGUGGGACGUGGGCAUGGAAUUCCAACUUCUCUUCGGCAUCAAAAAAUUCAGCGACGGGCUCAACAUCUUGACGGCAUUGGCUAAAGCCUAA